AUAACUUUUAAAAAAAAGACUCCACCACGUGGCCACAACAAAUACAACAAGAAUUUUACUUGUUAAAUAAUCUAGAUUAUAAAUAUGCCAGUUCUCGGAAUUGAUUUGGGUUCUCAAAAUUGUGUAGUUGGUAUUGCAAAGAAAGGUUCUAUUGAUAUUGUUACCAAUGAAUUCUCCCGAAGAUAUACACCAGUCUAUGUUUCCUUCUCGGAAAAUGAAAGAUUGAUUGGAGAAAGUGGUAUGGGUGCACAAAUCAGUCACUAUCAAAGAACCAUUUCACUUAUUAAACGAUUCAUUGGAUUAAAAUAUAGUCAACUUACACCAGAAGUUCUCCAUGCUAAUAUUUCUGUUCCAAUUUUCCAAGGCCCAAAUGAUGAAAUUCUAUUCAAGAUUGAUGGUUAUAAGCUCCAUGAUAACGAUGCUGAAUCCAAACUUCUUAGCCCAGUUCAGUUAUUAGGUAUGCUGUUUGGUAAAAUUGUAGAUGAUGUUGAAAGCUCUGUUGGAUUCCGUGAAUCCGAUUGUGUUAUUACCGUACCUUGCUACUUUAAUGAAAUUCAAAGACGUGAUGUGGUCAAAGCAGCUGAAAUUGCUGGUUUGAAUGUUAUUCGUGUUAUGCACGAUGUCACUGCUGCUGCUUUGGGUUAUGGCAUCUAUAAGGAUUUCCCUGAGGAAGCUCAAAACAUUGCCUUUGUUGAUGUUGGUCACCUUGAUACUUCCGUCUACAUUAUUGAAUUCAAAAAGUCACAACUUCGUGUCUUAUCUUGUGCUAGUGAUCCAAACUUGGGAGCUUAUGCACUUGAAAAGGCUUUGUAUGACCACUACGUUGAAGAAAUCAAGACCAAAUACAAGAUGGAUGUUACUACAAAUCCUAAGGCAGUUAUUCGUUUGGCAAGAGAAUGUGAAAAAUUGAAGAAAUUCUUGAGUUCUAAUCCAGUUUCUAAUUUGAGAAUUGAAUGUUUGAUGAAUGAAAAGGAUAUUCAAUUCCAAAUUAAGAGAGACGAAUACAUUCAAUUGGUUCAACCAGUCUUAUCUAGAUUUGAAGCUCCAGUUAAAAGAGCUUUGGAAUCAGCUGGUAUUACAGCUGAACAAUUGACAACUGUUGAAUUGUUGGGUGGUGCUUCAUAUAUUCCAGUUAUUAGAGAAACAUUGGCAAAGAUUAUCGGAAAGGAAGUACAAUCCACUUUAAACACAACUGAAAGUGUUGCUAAGGGAGCUGCUAUUCAAGCUGCCAUGAUUAGUCCAAAGUUUACUCUUGCUCGUGAAUUUAAUGUUAUUGAUUCAAUUUAUCAUGGUGUCAAUUUGGGAUGGGUUGCCAAUCCAGAAAGUGAUGACAAAAUGGUCGAUGAUGAUGAAGCAUCUGUUCUCUCUUCAUUGAAACAAUCAACACUUUUCAAACAAUUUGAAGGUACUCCUUCAUCCAAGAUGCUUACUUUUAACAAGUCUAAGACAUUUGAUUUGUUUACAGUCUACUCUGAUCCUUCCCUUCUUCCAGCUGGUACUAGUAGUAUUAUGGGUAAAUUCACAAUUACUGACAUUCCACAAAGAAAUGAACCAUUGAAGAUUAAGAUCAAGAUGAGACACAACAUGUUGGGUUUAGUUGAAGUUCAAGAAGCUACUGCCUCUGAAGAAAUUGAAGUUGAAGAAGAAGAACCAAUUCCAAAAGAAGAAUUGGAACAAAACAAGAUGGAUACAACUGAAGAAGUAUCUCAAGAAAAGCCUGCUGAAGAAAAGAAGGAUGAAAAACCAAAAACAAGACUUGUCAAGAAGAAGAAGACUAUUAAACACAACUUGAAGGUCCUCACCACAGUUCCAGGUAUCACUACAGAGCUUUUCAAUCAAUACUUGAAUGUUGAACAAUCAAUGAGAAAUCGUGACAAGGACGUUCGUACUACUGCUGAAGCAAAGAAUAACGUUGAAAGUUUCUGUUAUAAUAUGAAGGAAAGACUUUAUGAAGGUGGUGAUCUCUAUGAAUUUAUUAAUGAUCAAGAUAGAGAUAACUUUAUCCUCACAUUGGAUGAUACUGAAUCAUGGUUAUAUGGUGAUGGUGAAAACACAACAAAGACUGUCUAUCAAGAAAAACUUGCUGAACUCAAGAAGGUUGGUGAUAGAGUUGAAAAUAGGUUGAAGGAAUUCGAAGCUAGACCAGAAGGCAUUAAACAAUUACAAGAAACAAUCAAGGAAUUCCAAACCUUUGUAGAUAAUGCCAAUACUGAACAAUACAACCAUAUUACCAAUGAAGAAAAACAAAAAGUUGCUGAUAAGGUAUCCGAAACAAAUACUUGGUUGAAUGAACAACUUGCUCAACAAGAUAAGGUUGCCAAGUCUUCUGACCCAAUUUUAACAUGUGCUUUCAUUGAAAAUCGUAAGAAGGAUUUAAGAAAGGUUGCCACUCCAAUUGUCACAAAGCCAAAACCAAAAGAAGAACCAAAGAAGGAAGAAAAGCCAACUGAACAAAAACAAGAACCAGAACAAAACAAAAAGAUGGACGAAACACAAUAAAUAGUUUUUGUUUGAA
This is a messenger RNA of Naegleria gruberi, 2515 nucleotides long. RefSeq lists its product as uncharacterized. NCBI's taxonomy places the organism in Eukaryota, Heterolobosea, Eutetramitea, Acrasida, Naegleriidae. Gene Ontology annotation, biological process: protein folding. Gene Ontology annotation, molecular function: ATP binding; ATP-dependent protein folding chaperone. The transcript has a single exon. Bases 85 to 2499 code for a protein of 804 amino acids. Gene Ontology annotation, cellular component: cytosol; nucleus. The record is from RefSeq and is a predicted model, not a curated record.